AUGCUUUUUCCUGUUUAUACCUCACAUCAGGAGUUACCUGCGAGACUAUCAUUUUACUCUGGCCAUUCUUCUUUCUCCAUGUACUGCAUGCUCUUCCUAGCACUUUACCUUCAGGCCAGAAUGAAAGGAGACUGGGCAAGACUUGUACGUCCUACUCUACAGUUUGGCCUUAUUGCUGCAUCCAUCUAUGUGGGUCUCUCGCGUGUUUCCGACUACAAGCACCACUGGAGUGAUGUUUUAACAGGACUCAUUCAGGGAGCAGUGGUAGCUGUGCUCGUUGUUGUAUACGUGUCUGACUUCUUCAAAGUGAGAGGAUGUACAUUUCAACCAAAAGAAGAUUCCCAUACAACCCUACAUGAGACUCCAACAAAUGGAAAUCACUUUGGCAGCAAUCAUCAGCCAUGAAGAAUGACCCACCUCACCUGUCUUGCUCUCUGAAAGGAAAAUGAUUUCACAAGUCUAACUAUGUAAUAUAAGUAAAUGCCUUUAAGGGACUGCUGCUGCUCUUGAAUGCUCACUUUACCUGUACAUAGUAACAUCUACCACAGUUACUGUAUAUCUAAACUUUAA
This is a messenger RNA of Antrostomus carolinensis (chuck-will's-widow), 570 nucleotides long. Its product is annotated as phospholipid phosphatase 1. Bases 1 to 405 code for a protein of 134 amino acids. NCBI's taxonomy places the organism in Eukaryota, Metazoa, Chordata, Aves, Caprimulgiformes, Caprimulgidae. Gene Ontology annotation, biological process: signal transduction; phospholipid dephosphorylation; phospholipid metabolic process. The record is from RefSeq and is a predicted model, not a curated record. The transcript has 4 exons. Gene Ontology annotation, cellular component: plasma membrane. Gene Ontology annotation, molecular function: phosphatidate phosphatase activity.